UACUCCAACCACAGAAGAAGACGAAGACCUACACAACCAAAAGCAUUAGCAGUAGCAUUAACAUCAAGCUGUCCUGUUUUAAAUGAACUGUUUCAUUAAUAUAUAAAUAUAUAUAUAUAUAUAUAUAUAUAUAUAUAUAUAUAUAUAUAUAAAAUUUACAGCUCGCGUGAUUUCUCCGGAAGUGUAAUGUAACAUCCUUCAGUGUUCUGUGGGGAUUAUUUACACACCGCUGGUGUGUGUGUGGUGAUCAAGAUGGAGUGUGUGAAGUCCAGUACUGUGAGUGAAGUGGAGGAAAGAUCUCAGAGUGUGAAGUUAACUCCGUUCAUGCUGGCUAAGAUCGAGAGGAACCGACAGAGAGCGCUGAUGCUGAGGCAGGCCAGACUCGCCAACCGACCCUCACCUGGGGAAGGUGCCACAGCAACCAAAAUAGCAAAAACCAUCGACUCUGGCGCAGGAUUCUUCAUUGAAGAGGAGGAGGAGGAGGACAAGCAGCAAGUGACGAGAGUGGUGAAUAAACCUGCCCCAGUGAUGAAGCCAGAUUAUCUGAUAUGUGAGGAGUGCGCAAAGCCGUUCAUGGACUCAUUCCUCAGCAACAGUUUCGAUCUCUCAGUGUGUGACAAAUGCAGAGACAGUGAGGUGAAACACAAGCUGAUUUCUCGUACCGAGGUGAAGCAGCUCUUCCUGUUGAAAGACUGCGAUCUGGACCAGCGCGAGCCGCCGUUGCGCUUCAUCCUGAAGAAAAACCCCCACAAUCCUUGCUGGGGAGACAUGAAGCUGUACCUGAAAUCACAGGUGGUGUGUCGGUCUUUGGAGGUUUGGGGCAGUGAGGAGGCUCUGCAGGAGGCGCGAGAGACUCGAGAGGAGAACAGAGAGAUACAGAAACAGAAACGCUUCAACAAGAAAGUCAAAGAGUUGAGGCGUGCAGUGAGGAGCAGUGUGUUCAGGAAGGACGUCGGCGUCCACCAGCACGAUUACGGUGAGGAGGAGCUGCUUGACGAGGAUGAGGAUCAGUACAGGAAAGUGUGUAAGACUUGUGGACACCAGCUCACCUAUGAGAAGAUGUAGAGCCGGCUGUGUCCCAAAUCCAUCCUGGGCACACACACACACUUGGCGGUGUGAGGACGGUGCGCUAGCGGAAAUGUUCAUGGAUGUCUGAAUGAUGGGAUCAAAAAUGCUCACAGUGCUGCUGUUACAUUGCACCAUAACAGGAAGAGUAUUCAUGUGGAAUGAUGCCUACCUCAGGAACGACUUUCUGACUGGAACACACUUACAGCAAACAUCCAUUCCAGCCGAACGAAAUAUACACUGAUUUUGUAAUAAAGAAGCAAAAACUCA
Molecule: messenger RNA, 1335 nt
Organism: Neoarius graeffei (lesser salmon catfish)
Lineage: Eukaryota; Metazoa; Chordata; Actinopteri; Siluriformes; Ariidae
Gene: xpa
Product: xeroderma pigmentosum, complementation group A
Exons: 7
Coding region: 253-1065 (270 amino acids)
Biological process (GO): nucleotide-excision repair involved in interstrand cross-link repair; UV-damage excision repair; nucleotide-excision repair, DNA damage recognition
Cellular component (GO): nucleotide-excision repair factor 1 complex
Molecular function (GO): damaged DNA binding
Source: RefSeq, a predicted model, not a curated record